AUGACGGCUGUUACGGCUGUUGUGGUGGCAGUUGUUAUGCUCUCGUCGCCAAGCCGAGAAGGCUCACUUCCGACCGGUCGGUUCACUUGCCAAUCCGAGACUACGACCCGUCACUCCUUGGCUCUUGCCUCGGCCCUACACGAUACUGGUUUAGGUAACUCCUCUUCUCCGCCCUCGUCCUCGUCCUCGCCCUCGCUCUUGUCCACAUCCACCUUCUCCAGACAGCCAAUCGGUGCCGGACUUUGA
Messenger RNA from Protopolystoma xenopodis, 246 nucleotides. Lineage: Eukaryota; Metazoa; Platyhelminthes; Monogenea; Polystomatidea; Polystomatidae. The record is from the annotation of a GenBank genome assembly.